This is a messenger RNA of Helianthus annuus (common sunflower), 1844 nucleotides long. RefSeq names its product abscisic acid 8'-hydroxylase 2. Bases 56 to 1477 code for a protein of 473 amino acids. Gene Ontology annotation, molecular function: iron ion binding; heme binding; oxidoreductase activity, acting on paired donors, with incorporation or reduction of molecular oxygen. The record is from RefSeq and is a predicted model, not a curated record. Gene Ontology annotation, biological process: sterol metabolic process. Lineage: Eukaryota; Viridiplantae; Streptophyta; Magnoliopsida; Asterales; Asteraceae. The transcript has 7 exons.
CCCAACUUCAUCAAACUAACUUCCAUUUUCUCCUCCUUAAAACUCUCUUGCCACCAUGCUUUCAUCACUCUCUAUUCUUCCUAUUCUAGUCUUCCUUUUCUUGUUGGUACUUGCAUAUGAUCUCAUACGGCGGAGCUACCACCGCACAUCACCAGGGAGACUCCGGCUACCGCCAGGCUCAAUGGGUUGGCCUUACAUAGGUGAAACUCUCAAGCUCUUCACUGAAAACCCAAAUUCAUUCUUCUCCAACCGAGAAAAAAGGUAUGGGAAAAUAUUCAAAACACACAUAUUGGGGUGCCCUUGUGUGAUGAUAUCAAGUCCUAAAUUAGCAAAGAUGGUGUUGGUGAGUGAAUCACAUAUGUUUAAACCAACAUAUCCUCUAAGCAAAGAAAAGAUGAUCGGCCCAGAAGCCGUUUUCUUUCACCAAGGUCCAUACCAUACCCAUCUCAAGAAACUGAUCCAGUCGUCGUUUCUUCCUUCUAAGAUCAAAGGUUCGGUUUCCCAAAUCGAAGACAUCGUUCUCAGGCUUCUUCCCACUUGGGAACAUAAUCACACCAUCAACACUUUACCUGAGAUGAAAAAGUAUGCUUUUGAAGUGGCAAUGUUAUCAGUUUUUGGGAAGAAGUUGGAGUCAGAGAUUGAAGGAAUAAAGGGUUUGUAUCAAUGUUUGGAAAAAGGGUACAACUCCAUGCCUUUGGAUCUUCCUGCCACUCCAUUUAAUAAAGCAAUGAAGGCAAGAAAGGCUCUACAUGAGAAACUAAGGAGGGUGAUAGAGAAGAGAAGGGAGAGUGGGGAGACUGGUGAAGGAUUGUUAGGGACAUUCAUGUUGUCAAAUGAAGUAGAAGGGAAGAUGAAACUGAGUGAAUCACAGAUAGCUGAUAACAUAAUAGGGGUGAUAUUUGCAGCUCAUGAUACCACUGCAACUGCUCUUACAUGGCUCCUCAAAUAUCUCCAUGACAAUCCACAUCUCCUCCAUGCUGUCAAGAGGGAACAAGAGGAAAUACGGUGCAAAAGACUUGAAGCCAAACGUAGGAUUACAUGGGACGAUACAAGGCGAAUGCCAUUAACUACCCGUGUAAUACAAGAGACUUUGAGGGCUGCGAGUAUACUUUCGUUUACUUACAGAGAAGCAGUAGAAGAUGUAGAAAUGGAAGGAUAUUUGAUACCAAAAGGUUGGAAGGUCCUUCCACUCUUCAGAAGUAUCCAUUACUCAUCUCACUUCUUCCCUAACCCCAACAAAUUUGAUCCAUCAAGAUUCGAGGUUGCACCUCAGCCCAACACAUAUAUGCCAUUCGGGAACGGUGCCCACUCGUGUCCAGGAAGCGAACUGGCUAAGCUCGAGAUGCUCAUCUUCGUUCAUCACCUCACCACCACUUUCAGAUGGGAAGUGAUAGGAGAAGAGGGGAUACAAUACGGGCCGUUUCCCGUACCCCGAGACGGCUUACCGAUCAAAGUCUACCCUGUUAAGAAGGAUUAACAAUGUUGAAGAUUAAGGUGUUGUUUUCAUGGGGUCAAAAGUUGUACCCUAUUAAGUUACACUUUUAUUUAUGAUGCACAUAUUUGUAAAAAAGUGUAAUUACUAAAAAAAAAGAAGGUAAAAUAGGCAGAGACAAUUGAUGAGGGGGCCCAUUGUGGUCACUACGGCAGGACCAACUGUUGAUGUCACCUGUGAAUUAGGAAAGAUACAAAAUAAAAGUUUAUAUAAAAAUCAUUCAUGAAACAUGUGUAACCUCCUCUUUUUGGGAAUCAUUUCUUACAUCGUAUUCUUUUUAGAUCAAAUUUGUAUGGACCAUGUGAUUGUGUAAAAUCUUUUGUAAAACUUUAGGCAUAUGAAUUACUUUCAA